GCUCCCCGCCUCAGGCUCUCACCCUCUUCUCCUGCAGGUCCUGGUCUGUGCUCUGCCUCUGAGGACACCAUGGCCCAGCCCCUCUGCACCCUGCUGCUCCUGCUGGCCACCCUGGCUGGGGCCCUGGCCUGGAGCCCCGAGGAGGAGGAUAGGAUAAUCGGGGGAGGCAUCUAUGAUGCAGACCUGGAUGAUGAGUGGGUACAGCGUGCCCUUCACUUCGCCAUCAGCGAGUACAACAAGGCCACCGAAGAUGAGUAUUACAGACGCCCGCUGCGAGUGCUGAAAGCCAGGGAGCAGACCGUGGCCGGGACAAAUUACUUCUUUGACAUAGAAGUGGGCCGAACCGUAUGUACUAAGUCCCAGCCCAACUUGGACACUUGUGCCUUCCACGAACAGCCAGAACUGCAGAAGAAACAGUUGUGCUCUUUCCAGAUCUAUGAAGUUCCCUGGGAGAACAGAAGGUCCCUGGUGAAAUCCAGGUGUCAAGAAAACUAGAGAUCUGUGCCAGGCCAAUCACACCGACCACCUCCAACUCCCACCCCCUGUAGUGUUCCCACCCCUGAACUGGUGGCCCCCACCCUGGGGGAGGUUUCCCCAUGUGCCUGCGCCAGGAGAAGACAGAAAAGGCGGCAGGAGGCCUUUGUUGCUUAGCAGGAGGCUCUGUCCUCCCUCCUUCCUUCUUGCUUCUCAUAGCCCUGGUACAUGGUACACACACCCCCACCUCCUGCAAUUAAACAGUAGCAUCG
Symphalangus syndactylus (siamang) is the source of this 746-nucleotide messenger RNA. Its product is annotated as cystatin-SN. Gene Ontology annotation, biological process: detection of chemical stimulus involved in sensory perception of bitter taste. Gene Ontology annotation, cellular component: cytoplasm; vesicle. Lineage: Eukaryota; Metazoa; Chordata; Mammalia; Primates; Hylobatidae. Gene Ontology annotation, molecular function: cysteine-type endopeptidase inhibitor activity. The record is from RefSeq and is a predicted model, not a curated record.